AUGACAUGUUGGUUCAGUUUUCUUCUCUUGUUGGCAGCUCUCCCAGGGGUAAAGGCUCAAAUCCAGCUGGUCCAGUCUGGGGCAGAGGUGAAGAAACUGGGGGAGUCUGUGAAGAUGUCCUGUAAAGGAUCUGGUUAUACAUUCACUAGCUAUGCAAUCAGCUGGGUUCGACAGGCUCCCGGGAAAGGGCUGGUUUACAUAGGAUGGACUAACACAAAUACAGGGGAGCCUACUUAUGCGGAUAGUUUUAAGGGGAAAGUCACAAUGACCCUGGACACAUCCCUCAGCACAGCCUUUCUGCAAGUGAACAGCCUCAAAGCUGAAGACACGGCCGUUUAUUACUGUGCCAGAGGCACGGCUACAAACAAUGUGGAUACAGAUAAACUCAUCUUCGGGAAAGGGACCACUGUCACAGUAGAACCAAAAAAUCCAGGGACUUCCAGUCCAUCCGUCUUUGUUGUGAAAUCUGCAAAGCCAAAACAAAGCGAUGGCCAAAAGUUGACGGCGGCUUGUUUAGCUAAGGAUUUCUACCCCAAGACCAUAGAAGUAAACAUGAAUCCUGAGACAGACUUGGUAUACAAAUCGGAAGAAGGCAUUCUCUCUUCAAAUGGGAAAUACAGUAUGAUCCAGGUGGUGAAGGUUGACCCGAAUGAAGAAGUGGAGUGCAUUGUUAACCACGACGGAAAAUCUUUUAUUAAAAAGCACACUCUAUCAGGUACAGUUAUAUGGCGCAAAUGUGAAUUUUAUCAUCGCUUUCCAGACGCACCUCAUUUCAUGGUGCGUCAUAGUCCUGAAUUCAAGGAUACCCAUCCCUACCCAGAAAUGUUCGAUAAAACUUCUAAUGGGAGCUAGGGGCCGGAUGUCCAGUGGUGUUUCAGUGCCCAAAGACAGCGCCCAAAUAUUUUGUUUCAAAAGCACCUACGCAGUUCCUUCCUAACUCAUUUAGGGCCAGAUGUUUAAUGGUACUUAGGUCCCAGUGGGUGUUAGGCACUUAGAUGUUUUUGAAAAGUCCAACUAGGUGCCUAAAUCCCUUUAAAAAUCUCAACCCCGGUGACAUUUUAAAUAGCAUCUAGACGUCUAACACCCAUUAAUCACAUAAGGCACCUGAAGGCAUCUUUAGUCACUUUUGUAAAUCUAACCCUAGAUGGGAAAUGUGUCAAACCCAAUGUUUCUGUGUUGAAAAAUGAGCUUUUAAGAAUAUGAACAAAUUUCCCCAUUUAAUGUUUCAUGACAUUUUAAUCAAAGUUUUUAAGGAAACAUUCUCGACAAUAUUAUUGAAAUGGUGAUUCGAAUUUUCAGUA
This is a messenger RNA of Chrysemys picta bellii (western painted turtle), 1301 nucleotides long. The record is from RefSeq and is a predicted model, not a curated record. NCBI's taxonomy places the organism in Eukaryota, Metazoa, Chordata, Testudines, Emydidae.